UCUCUCUCUCUCUCUCUCUCUCCCCACCCUCUUCCUCUGGAGGAGUUUUUCUGGGAUCUCCCCAUCGGACAGCAGAACAUCUGGAUCCAGUCACCAGAAGAAGCAUGGACCAUAGGAGGAGAACUGCUCCGGGAAUCUUGCGUCUUCAAGUCCUGUUCUUGCUUUUCCAUACAAUUGCUCAGAUCAUGGCAGAACAAGAAGUUGAAAAUCUCUCAGGUCUUUCCACUAACCCUGAAAAAGAUAUAUUUGUGGUGCGGGAAAAUGGGACAACGUGUCUAAUGGCAGAAUUUGCAGCAAAAUUUAUUGUACCUUAUGAUGUGUGGGCCAGCAAUUAUGUCGAUCUGAUCACGGAACAAGCUGAUAUUCCACUUUCCCGGGGUGCUGAAAUGAAGGGCCGAUGCGGGCAGAAUGAAUCCGAGUUGCAAGUUUUCUGGGUGGACAAAGCUUACGCCCUCAAAAUGCUCUUCGUGAAGGAAAGCCAUAACACCUCUAAGGGCGUGGAAGCUUCCUGGAGGCUGAGCAAAGUUCAAUUUGUUUACGAUACUUCAGAGAAAACGUACUUUAAAGACGCUGUAAAUCCUAAGAAACACACAGCCAGUUCUCAUCGCCUAUCUGCCUUAGUCACUCCAGCUGGGAAAUCCUAUGAGUGCCAAGCUCAACAGACUAUCUCUCUCACUUCCACUGAUCAUCAGAAAACCGUUGCUUUGCUCCUCUCAUCGGUCCAUAUCCAGCCGUUUGAUAUUAUCUCUGACUUUGUUUUCAGUGAAGAGCACAAGUGCCCCGUUGAUGAGAGGGAGCAACUGGAAGAAACUUUGCCUCUGAUUUUGGGGCUGAUCUUGGGCCUGGUCAUUGUGAUAACGCUCACAAUUUACCACAUACAUCACAAACUGACAGCCAAUCAGGUGCAGAUUCCAAGGGACAGAUCCCAGUACAAACACAUGGGAUAGGGGGAAGCAGCUAGCCGGACUCUGGCUGCUUCAGACCUUUGUCAGGUAGAGAAAGCUCGAGCACCUCCCGUGAAUGCCCUCUUCCUUCAUCCCCCUAGGACACACCAAUAGAACUGCUGCAUACCAGCCAACACAAAUCAGAAGCUCAGCAUAUGUCCACGCUUAAUCCCAGUGGGUGAAAACUCUUCUCUCAGAUCUCAAGGGUGACAAUCAGCCCUUUCCCCGUCCCUUCUCCAGGCAGGGAAUUUCCUGGAGAAGUCAGAAUGUUUGUGUUUUUCUGGCAUUGCUUUGAUUUACCUGGGUUAGUGCAAGGGAGCCAAGGAACAACCUAUCAGACUGAGAGGAGAGCGUAGCCUUUCAGAUUAAAGUCAGGAAAUUUUUUUUUUUAAUCCUUCAUGAAAGCCAUGAAUAAAUGGGAGAACUGUUAUUCUUUUGGACAUUUUUGGAUUACCCUGCAAAGUUGUUGAUAUGCAAAACAUAUAGCACCCCAUGCUACCGCGAGUUAAUUUGAAAGCGAUACAUGCUUUUGGCUGGGCAUUCUGCAUGUACAAUGAUUGUCAUUGAAGUGUUACAUUUGCUACUUGCAACUGAUGAUUUCACAGCAAAAGGAAAUGUUAAAUUUACUAUGCAGACUAUUUCAGUCAUUAUAAAAUUAUAACAGGUAUAAAUAUCAAAACUUCAUAUAAAUUCAUGUAAGUUUGUUUUUAAAAUAUGGAUUAAAAUACAUACUAUA
Messenger RNA from Sarcophilus harrisii (Tasmanian devil), 1680 nucleotides. It is a transcript of the gene LAMP5, whose product is annotated as lysosomal associated membrane protein family member 5. The record is from RefSeq and is a predicted model, not a curated record. Lineage: Eukaryota; Metazoa; Chordata; Mammalia; Dasyuromorphia; Dasyuridae. Gene Ontology annotation, cellular component: membrane. Bases 105 to 947 code for a protein of 280 amino acids. The transcript has 6 exons.